AUGAAUUCUGGGAAAAAGCUGAUGAACAAUACUGUCGGAGCAGCAGUUGAGAAAAUAGAACUUGACAACAAAAUUUCUCUCCGGGCACUUGCUCCCCUGUUUAAUGUGCCACGAAAACUUAAGCUACUUUUCCGACUUUUCUUACAGGCAAAUAUUCAUCGGCAGAUGAAGAAUAUUGUAGAUUUGUAUACUACACUACUUAAGUUUGCAAGUAUAAUUACUGAAACCAUACCUAUUCAUCAAAAAUAUAUAGCUUCAAAUCAGGCAGAAAAGUCAUACUACAAAAAGAAAUUACUACUCGCACUAGAAGAAAUGGAAUCUUUGAAGCCACAAGUUCAGAAGCGAACGAAUGAAAUCCGAAAUGGUCAUGCUGCAAAUAUCAGGCAUCGAGUUGAGAAACCAGAAACAAGUGGAUCUGAUAGGCAAAUUCCUAACCAUACCACUUCCUUGCACCUUGAAAUUAAACAGAAUUCGGGUACAUCAGGACCGUGUGUUCCUCCAAGAGGAAGUAGAACCGAGCAGAAGUGCCCAGAAUCAGGUCCUAGUUCAAGUACUGCAACUGCAAUCCCAUCAGAUCCACCAAUUGAGAGCCUAUUCAUAGAUGACGGUCCAAUUCCCCCUUAUUUCGUUGAUUCAAAUCCUGUUGAUGCGACAACCUCAAUGGUAAAUCGAGAGAACUUAAAUGUUAAAGAAGUUGAAGAGAAAGGAAAUACCAGUGCAUCUACAUCAUGUGUGAUAUGUUUGGACGCCCCAAUUGAGGGGGCUUGUGUACCAUGUGGUCACAUGGCCGGGUGCAUGUCUUGUUUGAAUGAAAUCAAAGCCAAAAAAAUGAGUUGCCCAGUGUGUCGUGCCAAGGUUGAGCUAGUUUUGCGUCUGUAUGCUGUUUGA
Fraxinus pennsylvanica is the source of this 888-nucleotide messenger RNA. The record is from the annotation of a GenBank genome assembly. NCBI's taxonomy places the organism in Eukaryota, Viridiplantae, Streptophyta, Magnoliopsida, Lamiales, Oleaceae.